This is a messenger RNA of Entrophospora candida, 325 nucleotides long. The record is from the annotation of a GenBank genome assembly. NCBI's taxonomy places the organism in Eukaryota, Fungi, Glomeromycota, Glomeromycetes, Entrophosporales, Entrophosporaceae.
GAAAUAAAACAAAGUUAUGGUACACAUAUUACCAUAUUAUCAGAAGAUACAGUUUUAAAGGAAAUAAAGAACUUCAAUGAAUACAUUGAUAUUGAAACUUUGAAAAAAGCAUAUGCAACCAUGUCAAGUUCACAAUAUUCAAUACAUUCUAAGCAUGGACCACAAUUAAAAACCACUAGAAAAUGUAAUGAUAAGGGGAUACUUAUUCAAAAUUAUUCUGUUCAAUUAACACCAGUAUGUCAUAAACGUUUACCAAAUGAUGAACAUGAAUUAUGUGAAGCUAUUUCAGCAAUACUUAAUGCCCUGGAUCUUCUUCAUGAAAGAG